Molecule: messenger RNA, 492 nt
Organism: Lactuca saligna
Lineage: Eukaryota; Viridiplantae; Streptophyta; Magnoliopsida; Asterales; Asteraceae
Source: the annotation of a GenBank genome assembly
AUGGAUUUAUCAGAAGAAGAGUGGGAAAAAACCUUUAGAACAAAUCUUAAAGGAUCAUGGUUGGUGUCGAAGUAUGUUUCUCGUCAGAUGCUUGCUUUCAAUCAAGGAGGAUCAAUAAUCAACAUGUCUUUUAUUUCGGGUCUUAAUCGUGUCCAGUUUCGUGGAAGUAUCGCAUAUUCUUGUUCAAAAUCAGCCUUGAAUACCAUGACACAAGUGAUGUCCAUGGAACUUGGGAACCACAAAAUAAGGGUAAACUCAAUAUGUCCUGGCCUUUUUAAAUCUGAGAUUACAAAGGUGCUCUUUCAACAAAAAAUGCUUAAGAAUGUGGCCUCAAAGAUCAUAGCAUUGAGAGAAUUUGGCACUAUCGACCCUGCUUUGACCUCGCUGGUUAGAUAUCUAAUCCACGACUCAUCGAACUACAUCACUGGUAACAUUUUUAUUGUAGAUGCAGGAACCACUUUACCAGGUGUACCGAUUUAUUCGUCACUUUGA